AAUGUAUUGUCUCAAUAUUCUCUUCCUCAUGUUCUACAGAGGUGAAGGACGGUUACAGUGCCAAAUUACUAUAAGUUUAACCCCUUUUUAAAACCCAAAUUUUUACUGGGAGUGGAAUAUGAAGAACAUUCAGUUGCAGAAUUCGAAGGAGCAGCGGAUUUUUUUACUUAUCUCCUAAUCGUCAUUACAACUCACGAAAUCUGAUCCCAACCUAGAAUUUUCCAUUUUAUUGCUCAUUACACGGAAGAAAAAUCGAAGAACUUCAACUCACUUUGCAAAAGCAACCGUCAGCUCUGCUUUCGUCGUGAAGCCUCGCUGGAAGCCACCGUCUGCCACUUACAGGGGAUAAAAAAGUUUUUGAAAGAGAUCUGUACUUCCAGUGAUUUUUAGUAGCCAUGGACAAAUCAAGUGCGCUGGAUUACAUCAACCAGAUGUUUCCCACAGAGGCUUCAUUGUCUGGUGUUGAGCCGCUUAUGCAAAAGAUACAUAGUGAGAUUCGCCGUGUGGAUGCAGGAAUAUUAGCUGCUGUUCGCCAACAGAGUAACUCAGGAACCAAAGCUAAGGAAGAUCUUGCUGCUGCUACGCAUGCCGUGGAGGAACUCAUGUAUAAGAUCCGUGAAAUAAAAACUAAAGCUGAACAGAGUGAAACGAUGGUUCAAGAAAUAUGCCGUGACAUUAAGAAGUUGGACUUCGCAAAGAAGCAUAUUACAACUACAAUUACAGCUCUUCAUCGCCUUACGAUGUUAGUGUCUGCUGUUGAGCAGCUUCAGGUAAUGGCUUCAAAACGGCAAUAUAAGGAGGCAGCUGCACAGCUGGAGGCUGUAAACCAGUUAUGUAGUCAUUUUGAAGCGUACAGGGAUAUCCCAAAGAUCACAGAGCUUAGGGAGAAGUUUAAGAGUAUAAAACAAAUACUUAAGUCACAUGUGUUUUCUGAUUUCUCAAGCCUAGGUACUGGCAAAGAGACAGAAGAAGGUAAUUUACUGCAGCAGUUAUCUGAUGCUUGCUUGGUUGUUGAUGCCUUGGAGCCAUCUGUGAGGGAAGAGUUGGUAAAUAACUUUUGUCGCCGGGAGCUAACUUCAUAUGAACAGAUUUUUGAAGGGGCUGAAUUAGCUAAGUUAGAUAAAACUGAACGAAGAUAUGCAUGGAUCAAACGUCGUAUGAGGACAAAUGAGGAAAUAUGGAAGAUUUUUCCUCUGUCAUGGCAUGUUUCUUAUCGACUCUGUAUUCAGUUCUGUAAGAAGACAAGGAAACAGCUGGAAGACAUUCUAGAGAAUCUGAAAGAAAAACCAGAUGUUGGAACAUUAUUGUUGGCACUACAACGAACCCUAGAAUUUGAGGAUGAAUUAGCUGAGAAAUUUGGAGGAGGCAGUAUCAGCAGAGAGGUUGGUGCUGACAUUGAAGAAAUAGGUAGAGCAGAAGAUAACAGUCAAAAGGCAUCAGAUAUUCGAAAGAAGUAUGAAAAAAAGCUUGCUGUUCAUCAGGGAAGUGAAACUGAAGAAAAGGAUGGAAAUACAGAUUUGUCAGUGCCAGGGGCUGGGUUCAAUUUCCGAGGGAUUAUCUCUUCUUGCUUUGAACCGCACAUGAUUGUUUAUGUAGAACUAGAAGAAAAGACACUGAUGGAGAAUCUGGAGAAGCUUGUUCAGGACGAAACAUGGGAUAUUGAAGAAGCAAGUCAAAAUAAUGUUCUGAGCAGUAGCAUGCAAUUGUUUCUUAUAAUCAAGAGAAGCUUAAAGCGGUGCAGUGCUCUUACAAAAGGCAACACAUUAUUCAGUUUGUUCAAGGUAUUCCAAAAAAUACUCAAAGCAUAUGCGGCAAAGCUCUUUGCAAGACUUCCUAAGGGUGGUACAGGAAUUGUUGCAGCAGCCACUGGUAUGGAUGGACAGAUAAAGACUUCUGACAAGGAUGAAAGAUUGAUUUGCUAUAUUGUAAACUCGGCUGAGUAUUGCCAUAAAACGUCUGGAGAACUGGCUGAAAGUGUGUCCAAAAUAAUUGAUUCACAGUUGGCAGAUGGGGUUGAUAUGUCUGAAGUUCAGGAUGAAUUUUCAGCAGUUAUAACAAAAGCAUUAGUAACCUUAGUUCUAGGAUUGGAAACUAAGUUUGAUGCUGAGAUGGCUGCAAUGACACGCGUGCCAUGGGGUAGCCUUGAGAGUGUGGGUGACCAAUCCGAGUAUGUUAAUGGUAUAAAUAUGAUCCUUACCACUAGCAUUCCCGCACUUGGAAGCCUUCUGUCCCCCAUUUACUUUCAGUUCUUCUUGGAUAAGCUGGCCUCAUCUCUUGGUCCACGAUUCUAUGCCAAUAUUUUCAAAUGCAAGCACAUAUCAGAAACUGGAGCCCAACAGAUGCUAUUGGAUACACAAGCUGUAAAAACCAUUCUUCUAGACAUACCUAUGCUUGCUCGACGGUCAUCAAGUGCUGCUAACUAUUCAAAAUUUGUGAGCCGUGAAAUGAGUAAAGCUGAAGCACUUCUGAAGGUAAUACUAUCCCCAGUAGAUUCUGUAGCAGAUACAUAUCGUGCAUUGCUACCAGAGGGAACACCAAUGGAAUUUCAGCGUAUUUUAGAGCUUAAGGGUCUUAAAAAGGCUGAUCAGCAGACUAUACUGGAUGACUUCAACAAACAUGGACCAGCAAUUACACAACCUUCUAUUCCACCAUCAGUUGCUUCGGCUGUCCCAGCCGCUCCAGCAGCUUCUGUGAUUGCAAAUAAUGCUUCACUUGGCUUUAUUGCUUCGCGAGAAGACGUACUGACAAGAGCAGCUGCCCUUGGACGAGGGGCGGCCACAACAGGAUUCAAGCGGUUCCUUGCUUUAACUGAAGCUGCCAAAGACAGGAAGGAUGGACCUUUCAGGAAACUCUUUAACACAUGACAUUCUCAGUUGCAAUAUUUUUUGAAAAAAAUUGAAUCAGAUUUUUUUGUAGAUAAUAUAUAUGUAUUCUCUCAAUAGCUAAUAAUUUCCAUCUCUGUGUUUACCACCUGUCACAGACAACGCAGGCUUACUUGUAUAUCCCCUUGUAGUGCUUCUGAUUGAAACAAACAUGUUAAAGCUUGAAUUUCUGAAAAUUUUUAUGGGUGCUAAAGUGUUUUGUAUUUGUUUUUA
This is a messenger RNA of Mangifera indica (mango), 3095 nucleotides long. Its product is annotated as vacuolar protein sorting-associated protein 53 A-like. Gene Ontology annotation, biological process: retrograde transport, endosome to Golgi. NCBI's taxonomy places the organism in Eukaryota, Viridiplantae, Streptophyta, Magnoliopsida, Sapindales, Anacardiaceae. The record is from RefSeq and is a predicted model, not a curated record. The transcript is spliced from 25 exons. Bases 396 to 2864 code for a protein of 822 amino acids. Gene Ontology annotation, cellular component: GARP complex.